This is a messenger RNA of Trichophyton benhamiae CBS 112371, 1830 nucleotides long. RefSeq lists its product as uncharacterized. Bases 1 to 1830 code for a protein of 609 amino acids. The transcript has a single exon. The record is from RefSeq and is a predicted model, not a curated record. NCBI's taxonomy places the organism in Eukaryota, Fungi, Ascomycota, Eurotiomycetes, Onygenales, Arthrodermataceae.
AUGCUGGAUAGUAGCCAAGGGGACCAGUUUCACUAUUAUCAGCCGGGGAUAGGUACCUAUGUCUCUUCUGCAACCUUCUCGGACACCGGAUUUUACUCCAGAGUGAAGUCUGCCAUACUCAAGGCUAAAGAUUCGGCCGUUGGCAGCUCGUUUGCCGACCAUGUAAUGGCUGGCUACCGGUUCCUUAUGCGGUACUACGCGCCAGGAGAUAACAUGUAUUUCUUUGGAUUUAGUAGAGGCGCGUACAUUGCCAGGUUCCUUGCAGAGAUGAUUGACUAUGUUGGCCUUCUAACCGCCGGGAACGAGGAGCUGGUGCGCUUUGCCUGGAAAAAUUAUGCCAAAUGGCAGCAAAGGGAUGGAAAGGGAGAUGAAUACCAUGACGAGAAGCUGAAAAUGUAUAACUAUAUGAAAGCGUUUCGCGAAACGUUCAGUCGACCGGUAAACCCUGUACGAUUCAUUGGUAUCUUCGACACCGUCAACAGCGUCCCCAGGUUCGAAUCAGCUUGGAUGCAGAGAAGCAAGUUCCCAUACACUGCGAAGACAUCUGCCAGAGUCAUCCGGCAUGCUGUGGGUAUCGACGAGAGACGGGCAAAAUUCCGACAAGAUCUGAUUUCACAAAUGAGGGAUAUGCAUUCGAAACAUGGCCAUCACCAUAUUCCUCAUAUCCCUCAUCAUGGUCGCAAGUCUGUCUUCGGGAAGUGGGAUCUUCGCAAGUUGAUUAGGGGCAAAAACAAGAAUAAUAUCCCAAAUGUUGUUAUCAACAGUCCUGAGGCAAACGAGAAGAGUACCAACGGCACUGGAGAUAACGGAGUCACGAAUGGGAAGCCUAAUACCUUGAGUGCCGAAAAAGCCCGCAAAGUACCCAGUGGUGCCAGAUUCAGGCCACCAUCCCCAGCUCCUGAGACUUGCCUCGCAGUACCCAAUCUCUCUGUGCCAGGGGCUCAGCAGGGGGACGACGCUAUCUCAAUAGUAGAGAGCUGUCAUUCUAAGGUAUCGAUGCCAGUUCCAGGUCUAGAGAACGGGAAUGAGGAGCAGGAUAUCCAAGAGGUUUGGUUCCCUGGCGGCCAUGCAGAUAUCGGCGGAGGAUGGGAGCUUGCUAAAGGGGAGCUCUGGCAGCUCAGCCAUGCUCCUUUAGUUUGGAUGGUCCAUGAAGCACAGGCAGCAGGGCUGCGAUUCAGCCCUCGCGCGCUGAAGCAAUUUGAAUGUGAUGAAUCGUACUCGGGUGAAGUCACGCCCGUGGAACGCUCAUCUUUCCAGUUCGAUGACUAUGAAGAGCUGCAAAAGAAAUGUGUUCUCGAAGCAGGGUUGCUUGAGGAGGUGUCAGAUGCUGAGGCGGUCAGAAAUUCAUCUCGAAAAGUAACCGCAUCUGAAUCCUUCCGGGCUGCUCUGCAUCUCUCCAGCACUCAGGGUCAAAUCCAUGACUGCUUGUCAUACAACAUGGGAGUCCCCAAGCUUUCAGUAACCCUUUGGUCAAUGAUGGAAUACCUCCCAUUCAGGCGAAUGGAUCUUCAAGCCGAUGGAUCGUGGAAACCUAUCCGUUGGCCAUUACCUCGGGGUGAAGUCCGUGAUAUUCCUGACGAUGCCCAGAUCCAUGUGAGUGCCAUACGCAGGCUGAAAGCUCGAGACGACUACAGGCCUGGAAAUCUCAUCUUGGGUGGAGGCGGCCGCGGGGUCAAGAGGUUACCCAAGGACCAUCACAUUGGCGAUUGGGACGUCCAUAGCAACGAAGGAUGCCCCAUUAGGGAGACCUAUAUUCGCCGGAAGGCUCCUAAGGAUGGAUCAGAACGGAAUGGAAAUAAGUGUAACGGAAACAAAGGGCACAGACAUUAA